Adineta ricciae is the source of this 390-nucleotide messenger RNA. Lineage: Eukaryota; Metazoa; Rotifera; Eurotatoria; Adinetida; Adinetidae. The record is from the annotation of a GenBank genome assembly.
AUGCAAGUUGUAUCUCCAGUACCGAAGGUGGUUACUGGUGUCGAAGGAUCUUCAUGUACCGCGACAAAUAAGUUGCAUUGUCCAUAUGGGAUCGCAGUUGAUAGUAUUGGUAGUCUGUAUGUUGCCGACAGUCAAAACUAUCGAGUGAUGCGUUAUGCUCCCAAUAUCACGUCGGGGGUUAGGAUUGCCGAUGCUGGAAACAACCAAAUUGUACGAUGGAAUGUUGGUGACCAAUCGGGUGUUAACAUUGCUGGAGCUGUGAAUGGAGAGUCUACUAGUGGUGCAAGUAUGUUGAAUUAUCCGUUUAGUAUGGGUCUGAAUGCUGAAGAGACAUUUCUGUAUGUCGUUGAUAACGCAAAUCAACGUAUUAUAAGAUUUCAACUUAUUUAA